Messenger RNA from Planococcus citri (citrus mealybug), 1602 nucleotides. Its product is annotated as cytochrome P450 307a1-like. NCBI's taxonomy places the organism in Eukaryota, Metazoa, Arthropoda, Insecta, Hemiptera, Pseudococcidae. Gene Ontology annotation, molecular function: monooxygenase activity; oxidoreductase activity, acting on paired donors, with incorporation or reduction of molecular oxygen; iron ion binding. The record is from RefSeq and is a predicted model, not a curated record. The transcript has 4 exons. Bases 61 to 1602 code for a protein of 513 amino acids.
UCAUUCAUAAAUUUUUUUAGUCAAGUGCCUUCGCGAAUUAACCGCCUACCUAUUAAAAAUAUGUAUUCGUUAUUAGCUUUUACAUCGACCACUUGGUUUCUCAUAAUUAUUCUAUGCGUAAUGAUCGGUUUGUUCGUUUUAUUGGAAAAUCGCGAAGUUAAUCACGACGAGUGUGGCGAAGGCAAAGAAUUAGAUGGACCUGUUCCUUUGCCGGUAAUCGGCUCUUUGCAUUUACUGGCCGGAUAUAGUGUACCGUACAAAGCUUUUCGUAUAUUGGGCAACAUUUAUGGAGACGUAUUUCGCAUUAAAUUGGGAUCUGUGCCUUGUGUAGUGGUCAAUGGAUUGGAUAAUAUAAGAGAAGUACUGAUGGCCAAAGGAGAUCAUUUCGAUGGAAGACCGAAUUUUGCCAGAUAUAAUUUAAUUUUUGAUGGAGAUAAACGUAAUUCUUUGGCCUUCUGCGACUGGUCAGAAUUGCAAAAAACCAGAAGAGAAUUGCUACGAAUCCAUACAUUUCCUCAAUCAUUUUCAGCAAAAUUCCAGCAACUCGACAAGUUCAUAAGUUCUGAAACGAACUCGUUAUUUGAACAUUUAUCAACUUACGACGGAAAUCCAGUCGCAUUCAAACCACUUCUGCUGCACACUUGCGCCAAUAUAUUCAUGUUGCACUUUUGCAGCAACAGAUUCAAAUACGGAAAUGAACAAUUUUCUCAAAUGAUACGUUACAUUGAUCAAAUUUUUUACGAAGUGAAUCAAGGAUACGCGGGAGACUUCAUGCCGUGGAUGUUGCCAUUCUAUCAAAAACACUUCAACACUAUUCACAAAUGGACCAAGGAAAUACGAAAAUUCACCAUGGAAAUCGUCAACGAAAGAUAUGCGACUUGGCAAUCUGGCAGAUCCAGUGAAAGCUUCGAUUACAUUGAUACCUUGAUUGAAUCUAUUAUAAAGGAAGAUGAUAAAGAAAUGAAUCUUGAAAUAGCCAUGUUUUCGUUGGAGGAUAUCAUUUCGGGACACGCGGCUAUUGCCAAUUUUUUAAUGAAAGUUUUAGCUUAUAUUGCUGUCAGACCACAUGUCCAAGCCAAAAUAAGAGAUGAAAUACGAAAAGUGACCAAAGGAAGUAGAGAUGUUAGGUUAUCAGAUCGAAGGCGGAUGCCAUAUACAGAAGCAGUGAUAUUAGAAACUAUUAGAUUAAUAGCAUCACCAAUCGUUCCACACGUUGCUAGUCAAGACAGCUCUAUUGCAGGAUUCAAAGUAAAGAAAGGAACAAUGAUUUUCCUGAAUAAUUACGACUUGAAUUACGGACCAGAACUAUGGGAAAACCCGGAACAAUUUUCACCCGAAAGAUUUCUGAGCAAAGAAGGCCUUUUAGUCAAACCAGACCAUUUUUUUCCAUUCAGCACCGGCAGAAGAUCAUGCAUGGGAUACAAAAUGGUUCAAUAUUUAUCAUUUUCCAUUACCGCGUUAAUUUUACAAAAAUACCAAAUCGAACCAGUCAAAGGUCUUUCUUACGAUGUUCCAAUAGGAGAUUUAGCUUUACCGUAUGAAACCUACAAAUUUAGAUUUAGACCCAGGCAUUAUAGAAAGCUGAAGCAUCAUCACUCAUGA